Messenger RNA from Nanorana parkeri, 2100 nucleotides. RefSeq names its product glutamate metabotropic receptor 4 (gene GRM4). The transcript has 8 exons. Gene Ontology annotation, molecular function: adenylate cyclase inhibiting G protein-coupled glutamate receptor activity. The annotation marks the transcript as partial. Gene Ontology annotation, cellular component: membrane. The record is from RefSeq and is a predicted model, not a curated record. Gene Ontology annotation, biological process: regulation of synaptic transmission, glutamatergic; G protein-coupled glutamate receptor signaling pathway. NCBI's taxonomy places the organism in Eukaryota, Metazoa, Chordata, Amphibia, Anura, Dicroglossidae.
UAUAAACUUUGACUUAGACCUGAGUUUUUCUAAUGAUCUUCAAGGAUCUUUGACAAUUAAUUACUGCACAGUGCAUGCAGCUAGAGAGGUAAGAAUGGCUUGUUUGAAAGCUCUUUUGCAGCUAGUUAAGAAUAUACGAGUGCUUGCAGCUGCUAAAAGAGCGAAUCAGACAGGUCACUUCAUGUGGGUUGGCUCUGACAGUUGGGGUUCUAAGAUCUCACCAGUUCUGCAGCAAGAGGAAGUGGCAGAAGGAUCUGUCACAAUACUGCCUAGACGAGCAUCAGUCAGAGGGUUUGACAGAUACUUUACAAGUCGGACACUAGAUAACAACAGAAGGAAUGUCUGGUUUGCAGAAUUUUGGGAAGACAAUUUUCACUGCAGACUAAGUCGAAAUGCAUUGCGUAGGGGUGGUCAUGGAAAGAAAUGUACAAAUCAGGAACGAAUUGGUGUGGGGUCUACCUAUGAGCAAGAGGGGAAAGUACAAUUUGUUAUAGAUGCAGUAUAUGCAAUGGCUCAUGCUCUUCACAAUAUACACAAAACUGUUUGUCCUGGCAGUGUUGGACUUUGCAGUCGUAUGGACCCAGUUGAUGGAACUGAACUCCUAAAAUACAUUCGCAAUGUCAAUUUCACAGGUAUUGCUGGUACACCAGUGACGUUCAAUGAGAAUGGUGAUGCACCAGGUCGUUAUGAAAUCUACCAAUACCAAAUCCACAAUGGAACCCCUGAAUAUAGAGUGAUUGGACAGUGGGCAGAUCAUCUUCACCUCAAAAUUGAUCGUAUGGACUGGCCAGGCACCCCCGUCUCCUCUUCCAGCUUCCCACAGAUUCCUCCUUCUGUCUGCAGCCAACCUUGCCUGGCAGGUGAAAGGAAGAAAGUAGUGAAAGGAAUGCCCUGCUGUUGGCAUUGUGAAAAAUGUGAAGGUUAUCAGUACCAGCUUGAUGCUUAUACCUGCAAAAGAUGCCCAAUCCACAUGAGACCAAAUGAAAACCACACAUUCUGCACAUCAAUUCCAGUCAUCAAGCUCGAGUGGAGUUCUCCCUGGGCAGUUGUGCCUGUCCUUCUUGCUGUGUUAGGCAUCGUGGCAACUCUGAUAGUUAUGGGCACCUUCAUGCGAUACAAUGACACGCCUAUUGUUAAGGCUUCUGGUCGUGAACUAAGUUAUGUCCUUCUCACUGGUAUCUUCUUGUGCUAUGUCAACACUUUCAUUAUGGUAGCCCAACCAGGAUAUGGAACCUGCUCACUGAGAAGAGUCUUUCUUGGACUGGGAAUGAGUAUUAGUUAUGCUGCUCUGCUUACGAAAACCAAUCGUAUCUACCGUAUUUUUGAGCAGGGUAAAAAAUCAGUCAGUGCACCACGUUAUAUCAGCCCAUCUUCUCAGUUGGUGAUCACUGCCAGUCUUUCUUCAGUUCAGCUGCUGGGAGUGCUUGUAUGGUUUUUUGUGGACCCAUCCAGGCCUGUUGUGGACUAUGAAAACCAGCGAACACCAGAUCCCCAGCAGGCACGUGGAGUGCUCAAAUGUGACAUUUCAGACCUUUCCCUUAUUUGCCUUUUGGGUUACAGCAUGCUUCUUAUGGUUACCUGCACUGUUUAUGCUAUCAAAACCCGUGGGGUUCCAGAGACAUUUAAUGAGGCAAAGCCAAUUGGUUUUACCAUGUAUACCACUUGCAUUGUGUGGCUGGCCUUCAUCCCAAUUUUCUUUGGCACUGCUCAGUCUGCUGAGAAGAUGCAUAUCCAAACCACAACACUGACAAUAUCAGUGAGUUUGAGUGCCUCAGUAUCCUUAGGUAUGCUGUACAUGCCCAAGGUCUACGUUAUCCUUUUCCAUCCAGAACUGAAUGUCCCCAAACGUAAAAGAAGUCUGAAGGCGGUUGUCACUGCAGCCACAAUGAGCAACAAGUUUACCCAAAAGGGAGGCUACAGACCCAAUGGGGAAGCCAAGACUGAGCUAUGUGAUAGCAUGGAGACACAAGCUCUGGCCAGUAAACCAACAUAUGUCAGUUACAGUAACCACGCUAUAUAGGCAGCACUGUUUGAAAAUGCCGUUGAACAUUGGGAGGGGCCAUACAAAUGGUCACACCAGAUGCUGCUCCCUACCGAAAA